AGCAGAAAAGGCAAACAUGGUUCAGGAAUCGCUGGUCAGGUGUUUCUCCAAGAAACGAGAAACUCGAAAAAAGAAAACAAUUAAGUUAAAUACAAAACAUGAAUUAAAAUUAUUGACAAAAGAAAAGAAAUGGGGGAGUUGUGGGAAAUAUAGUUGUUUAAUUCAUGUUCUAUAAAUAAUUAUAGAUUGGGAACUGUGAUAUAUAUAUUAUAUAAAAGUAUGUGUGUGUCUGCUCAAACCCGCACGUUUCACGAACUUCUGGAAAGCACCUCCCUGAUCUUCCGGGUUCCAAAAAUGGAAAGUGAGAACGACUUGCCCCUGCCUACGUGCAGCUCAACUCAUCGGGACUCGCAACAGGUCAAACGCUACGUGCCAGCAAAGACGUGCCAGCAAAGACUUACACCGGUCAUCACACACCUCUACGGCAGUUACUCAAAGCAAGGACUAACUCUGGACAUUAGCAUUUGAAUGUGCCCGGGGACCCUUUCGAGAUUUAAUGUAAAUAAAGUUAAUAGUCAAUGAUUAGAGAAACAAUGGGAAGAAAGUUGCCGAAGAGGAAACUAAGUAUAUUUAAGUUAGGUCUUUAAGUAAGCAAGUUUGUGAACCCAGCUAGAAACAAGGCUGCCAGGUCCUGUGUCUCUGGGGUCACCCUUGGCUCUACUUUUCCCGAGAGAACUUCAGUCAAGUGUCUGCUUUGGCCAUAGCCAGUGGAAAUGUCUUACUACUCAAAGGAGGAAAAGAGGCAGCACAUAGCAAUCAAAUCCUUCAUCAUCUGACACAAGAAGCACUCUCUAUUCACGGAGUCAGAGAUGCAGUGCAACUGGUGAAUACGAGAGAGGAAGUAGAAGAUCUCUGCCGUUUGGAUAAGCUGAUAGAUCUCAUCAUUCCACGUGGUUCGUCACAGCUAGUCAGGAAUAUCCAGAAAGCUGCUAAGGGAAUUCCAGUGAUGGGACACAGUGAAGGGAUCUGUCAUGUGUAUGUUGACACGGAUGCCAGUGUUGAGAAGGUCACACAAAUAAUUAGAGACUCAAAGUGUGAAUACCCUGCUGCCUGUAAUGCUCUGGAAACUCUCCUAAUUCAUCGAGACUUGCUGAGAACACCAUUGUUUGAUCAGAUCAUAGACAUGUUGAGAGUAGAACAGGUGAAGAUUCAUGCUGGCCCAAAGUUUGCAUCUUACUUGACAUUCAGUCCUUCAGAAGUGAAAUCUCUGUGCACAGAAUAUGGGGACCUAGAGUGCUGCAUUGAGGUAGUGGACAGCGUUCGAGAAGCUGUUGAACAUAUCCACAAGUAUGGAAGUUCCCAUACGGAUGUUAUUAUCACAGAGAAUGAGAAAACAGCAGAGUUCUUCCUCCAGCAUGUGGACAGCGCUUGUGUUUUCUGGAAUGCCAGUACCCGAUUCUCUGAUGGCUAUAGGUUUGGACUUGGUGCUGAAGUGGGAAUUAGUACUUCGCGGAUCCAUGCACGUGGACCAGUGGGAAUUGAAGGACUCUUAACUACAAAGUGGUUGCUGAGGGGGGAUAAUCAUGUUGUUUCUGACUUUUCAGAGCAUGGGAGCAUGAAGUAUCUUCAUGAAAACCUCCCUCUCCCUCAGAGAAAUGCCAGCUAAAAACCCAGGGGAGAAAACCCAGGGGUAUAAUUAUUUCCUGAAGAGGUACAGGCUUCAGGAUAAUCUCUGGUGAUGGAGUUUGUUUUUCAGAAUCUUCAAUCUUCAGAAACGUUGUUCUUGGUCAUUUUGCAGUACAGUGAAUACAAAAUGAUCCCAUCAAUGAGAAUCCCCUCCCCCUCCUUUUAGUUCCUUAGACAGUAUCUGCAAACUAACCUCACUUCUCCCAAGGAAAGAUUAUUUUCAAAUCAUACAGGUAACAUAAGGAAGGAUUUCAGUAUCAACUACAUUCCUUUUUUUAUCCCAGUGCUCCCUGUAGCAAAUAUGGUGGUGGAGCUUAAUUUUUUUUUUUCCCUAAGUUUUGUUUUAUUCAAGUAUCUAUUCUGGAGAACACACUCUGUAGUUUUGGUUUUGAGGGGUUUUUUUUUUCAGUCUUAGGAUCAUGGCAUCUCUUGAGAGCCAGAAAGCUUUAUGCCUAAUUUCUUUGUAUUUGAUCAGUCUUGAGAUAGGGGGACAGAUGUUCCAAAUGUAUAAUAAGCUUUUGACCAAAAAACCUUUUAUAUCUAAUUCUUUGUAUUGUUGACUAUUGUAGAUAAAUAAUUGUCUGCUACA
Molecule: messenger RNA, 2215 nt
Organism: Prinia subflava (tawny-flanked prinia)
Lineage: Eukaryota; Metazoa; Chordata; Aves; Passeriformes; Cisticolidae
Product: delta-1-pyrroline-5-carboxylate synthase-like
Exons: 7
Coding region: 947-1606 (219 amino acids)
Cellular component (GO): mitochondrion
Molecular function (GO): glutamate-5-semialdehyde dehydrogenase (NADP+) activity
Source: RefSeq, a predicted model, not a curated record